This is a messenger RNA of Prorocentrum cordatum, 1220 nucleotides long. The record is from the annotation of a GenBank genome assembly. NCBI's taxonomy places the organism in Eukaryota, Dinophyceae, Prorocentrales, Prorocentraceae.
AUGCGGCCCGGGUACCUUCAGCAGAUCCUCAGUGGCCCGAUAGCCGCGGGGCUUCUCGCGCUGGGCUCGCGGAGGCAGCCCUGCCCCGCGCCCCCGGAGCCGCCGAGCUGCCCCGAGACGUGCGCGGAGGCGCCGGCCUGCGUGUGCCCAGGGGCGCCGGCGUGCGUGUGCCCGGAGCCUGCGGCCUGCCCGCCGACGGAACUCGGCUGGGAGGAGGUGCUGAUCAUCGGCGUGGCCACCUGGGCGGUGCAGACGGGCGUCGGUAGGCACUACCUGGCUUGGUACGAUGGGGACGAUGUCUACCACGAGCAGGUGGCUUUGUGGCCGCAGACGCACGCCAGAUGGGUCAUCCUGACCCCGGACUUUGACAUGUACUCGGAGAUGCUGGACGGCAGCGAGGGCGUCGACGGCGUGGUGCGGAUCAUCGGCCUGCGCCCAGACGGGCGUCUCCCCCGGCUCGACAAGCCCGCCUACAGGUUCAAGCAGGCGCUCGACCUGGACGCCUUGAAGGGGUACAUCCGCGAGGGCCGGCGCCUUGCCCUGCAGGACGGUACCGCGGCGGGUGACCCGCCGAUCGAGGUUGCUGACGUGGUGAUGCCCGAUCGGGAGGUGGUGCCGCUGGACACCAUGUUCGGCGGCCGCUUCCUGCCUCGCCGCCUCCCCUUGCGCCGCGGCGCAGCGGCGGCGGCGGCUGGGGCCGACGACGGGCCCCCUGGCGACGCGGCGGCGGGCUCCGACGCUGGCGCGGCCCCUGCGCUGGCGGCUGUCGGCGACGGCGCCAGCCCAGUGUACCCCCAGGCGGGGCCGCUGGACACGCCGCGCGGCUACGCGUGGCUGCUCAUGGAGGGCGGCAAUCUGGGCGACGAGGUGGUGCUGGGACCUGAUGAUUUCAGGCUCUCGGACUACGACGCGAUGAUCCUCCGCCGGGGGCAGGGCCGCCGGGCCGAGCUCGUCCCCCUCACGGAGGUGGACGACUGCGUGCGAGCCCGCCGAGAGGAGCUUGCCGACCAGCUGAGGCCAGCUGGGGCGGCUCCACUGCCCCCGCCCCUGGGGCUGCCGCCUGGGCCGUCGGCCGAGGCGCCCGAGGGUGCGGACGCCGCCGGUGGCACAGCCACGCCGCCCCCCGUGGCGGAGGACGCGCGCACGCUGUGGAUCGACUACGACGAGCAGGGCGAGAGGUACAAACCAUACCGCAAGGCGGUGCAGGAGAGCUUCUCCAG